AUGCCCUCGAUUGAUGUAUGUCCACUAUGUGUCAAGAAACCAUUAGAGAAAUCAACCAAAGUAUCGGAUAUCUCAUGGUUACAAUGUGAUAUCUGUAAACAAUGGUUCCAUAGUGUUUGUUUGAAAUUGCCCCAAAUUGAAAUUAAUAAUAUUCAUUCUUAUCAUUGUGAUAAAUGUAAGAAGCAUCAUGGUGAAUCGGUAUUUAAGAGGAAAUCAAAAAGAAGUAGAAUAAAAGUCGAUUAUGCUGCUUUGAAUGAUGGUGAUACUUUCUUACUUGAUAAAACUUUCCAUCCUCAUGUAUCUACCUUCUUAGAUUAUCCUAUUGAUGCUAAUGCUAUGGAUGAGAAGAAUAAUCCAUAUUUGGAUAUCCUUGAUAAUUUAACCAAACUGUAUGGUUUGACUUCUCAAUUAAAGAAACCAAUACUUAUACCUCAAGUUGAUAUUGAUAUAGUAGGUAUGACAUUUGCUAUACCCAAGGAAAAAAUAACCAUUGAUUAUAUCACUGAUAAAGUAGGUGAUGAAGAAUCAGUAGAAGUAAUGGAUGUAUUAUCCCAACAAGGAGUUCACCCUGGUUGGAAUAUGGGGAAAUGGAGAGAUUAUUUCAAUACCGAUGAAUUAAGUCGAGAUCGAAUUCGAAAUGUUAUAUCAUUAGAAAUAUCUCAAGUAAAACAGUUAGGUCAAGAAUUCUCUCGUCCUACUAUGGUUAAUGAAAUGGAUUUGGUCGAUAAAGUAUGGGAUCAAACUGAUGAACAACCUCGAUCUCAAGUUACCAAAUAUUGUUUAAUGUCAGUUAAAAACUCAUUCACUGAUUUUCAUAUUGAUUUUGGAGGAACUUCAGUAUAUUAUACCGUAUGUAAAGGUUCAAAAACAUUUUUAAUGUAUCCUCCAACCGAUGAAAAUCUUGAAUUAUAUAAAACCUGGUGUUUAGAACCCAAUCAGAAUUUCAUGUGGUUUGGAGAUUAUAGUUCAACCAUUAAUGGGAAACGAUUAACUCCUAAUGGUGGGUUUAAAGCUACUUUAAAAGAAGGGGAUUUAUUCAUUAUACCGAGUGGAUGGAUUCAUUCUGUGUUCACCCCUGAAGAUUCCAUCGUCAUAGGAGGGAAUUACCUUACUUUAAAAGAUAUGAAAACUCAAUUGAAAAUAAGUAAUAUUGAACGUGAUACAAAAGUACCGCCCAAAUUUAAAUUCCCCAUGUUUAAUAAAGUUUUAUGGUUAACAAGUUGGUAUUAUUUGAAUCAUAAACAAGAGUAUGUACGUGAUUUACAUCCUGAAGUGAAGUCUGAAGUUAUACAAGAUGAUAAUUCCUUAGAGUAUACUGUCCUAUCUUCACUUAUUGAUAAAUUGAAAUCACAUUAUGAAUUAAGUAAAACAAGUCAAAUCGCAAAGAAAAGUAUACCGACAAAAUUAAUCGGUAAAGACAUUGACUCUUAUCUAGGACAAUUACAAUCAUGGUUAGGUGAGUAUACCACCACCACCACCUAA
Scheffersomyces coipomensis is the source of this 1482-nucleotide messenger RNA. Its product is annotated as [Histone H3]-lysine-36 demethylase. Gene Ontology annotation, molecular function: transcription coregulator activity; histone demethylase activity. The transcript has a single exon. The record is from RefSeq and is a predicted model, not a curated record. Gene Ontology annotation, biological process: protein demethylation; regulation of transcription by RNA polymerase II. Lineage: Eukaryota; Fungi; Ascomycota; Pichiomycetes; Serinales; Debaryomycetaceae. The coding region runs from base 1 to 1482 and encodes 493 amino acids.